Drosophila gunungcola (fruit fly) is the source of this 1455-nucleotide messenger RNA. Its product is annotated as dynein regulatory complex protein 10. Bases 252 to 1334 code for a protein of 360 amino acids. Gene Ontology annotation, molecular function: protein binding. The record is from RefSeq and is a predicted model, not a curated record. The transcript is spliced from 6 exons. NCBI's taxonomy places the organism in Eukaryota, Metazoa, Arthropoda, Insecta, Diptera, Drosophilidae.
UUUGUUCAUCCAUCAAAAACAAUAACAAACUAGACUCAGAACUCGAAUAGACCUCGACACAAGCAUACACACGAAAAUUAAAAAUCACACCAAGAAUUGUGGAAUAAGCAAUUACAGAAGUUAUAUUAAGCCAAGUGCUUAGCCGGAUUGGUACCCUGUUAAAUACUUACAGAAAAUAUUCAAUAAUACUCAGAAAACCCUAAGCAUUUCAGAGUUAAAUGAAGCUGGAUACGUAGAGUUCACAAGUUAAAAUGGAUACAACCGCCGAACGCCAGGUUAGACUAGAGGGAGUUGAGCGGGUUCUCAAGAUGUCGCAGGAGCGCAUUAAGAUCGCUAUGAUCAUUCCCAAGUUAUUGGAGCAUCCUGAAAAGCUAAAGAGCGUUCUGACGGGCACCUGCUAUGAGGAGGUUCUGGAACCCAUCGAUAGUAUGAUUCGUCAUCUCGGAAAGCAGACUGGACGUUCGAAGCUGCCACACGAUCACAACACCAUGCGUAUUGUGGAUUUCUUCCUGGUCAACCAUAGCAUCCAUCGGUUUUUCCCGCACCUGAAGCACAGCCUUAACGACAGGGAUCAACAGUUGCUGGCCGCCUUUCACUUUCUCCUCGAAAGCGCUCACGUCCAUCUGCACCGAUCGUCGCGGAGCGAGAUCACCAAGGAGCGAAAGCUCCAUGCCAUCUUCCACCAGAACGUGGACAUCCAGAAGAAGAUCAAGGAGCUGAAGGCCAGCCUGGCCUUUCAGAAGGUAAUUGGCAAGUGGAAGACGGCCGCCAAGGGAAUCUAUCUGAUGAAGGUCGAGGAGGAUCUGGCCAAUAAGAAGUGGCAAAACAACGUGGCCAUUCAAAACGAAAUUGAAAAGUGUAAUCGCACCAUGCGUAGUUAUCACAAGGGCAGCAUGGACAGACAAAAAGAGCUGGAGGAAGAGCUGAGCCAGGCACAGGAAACCUACGAAAAGAUGACUAAGAAGAAUCUGGACGAAGAACAUGAGUUGCGCAGCGAGAAAAACAAACUGCUACUGCAACUACAGAGUAUGCUUAAAAAGUACGAUACAAGUGUGGGCGAAAAGAUGCGGGAGAAUCUGGUGGCGCAGGAUCAGUUCCUGGAGGCCAAGAAGAUCCUCGACGACUUUAUGGUCGUGUUCAAGCAGGAGGAGCGAGUCUACAGGAAUAUUGUGGUGAAGCGCGAGGAGGAGGAGCGACGCAUUCAGCAGCAGAAGCUAGUGGUCUUCAUGAUGAACCGCGCUGCGGCCAAGAUCCAGAAGUAUUGGCGCAAAUGGAAAAAGGAGCAGCGCAAGAAGAAGCGCCAGGGAAAGGGCAAGGGCAAGAAGUCGAAAUAGAAGGACAUCUGGAGCUUUAACUAUCAUUUCUACAUUGUACAAUUUAUAUGUAGAAGUGCAAAUAUACUGGCAACUACUAAAGUGUGCAUUCAAUGUCCCUUUUUUGCCAGAACACCUCUCA